UUCCAUUUCCUUCUCCUUCGCAAGUGCUCGCUCGCAUUGUGCUCCUGCCCAAUUGGACUGUUGUAUUUCUCUUCUACAUCUGCUUCAUAUUAUUUUCGUUGUUCAGGCGGCUAUUCUUCUGGCUUCAAGAUUAACACUCGCCAUUCUAAGUUACGAAGCCCUCAUGUGCCCCACUGCUUGCAGACUUUGAUUUAGCCAUGGCAUCCCUGAGAGUAUGCACCACCCAAACAAUUCUGUGGAAGCAACUACCAGCUCCAUGUUCUGAAUUUAUUGCGGCUAAGAAAUCUGCAACCUCAACCUCAAAGGCAGGGCGGAGAUUUGGCAGGCACAAGGUCAGCUCAAGAAGAUGUGGUAACGUAUUGGCUAAGGCUGUCGUGGCUACAAGACCUUGCGAACCGCGGACAUCAUCAGCUGCGCCCUUGCUUAAGCCAGUUUGUUUAUAUGACUUCCAACCCUUCGUCCCUGUCCAUUUCUCGUCCCAACGACCGUCUUCAGCAUUGAUUUAUACCGAUACAAGGAGGCAGGUAUCCUCAGUCAUUCGGCCACAGCUCGACCCCAACCCAGAUGUGACACCUUCCAUCGACCCGCAGCCAUCGGUGCCGGACCCAAGUCUACCUACUCCCUCCGAGUCUCCUACUCCGGUCACAUUUCCAGAGUUUCGUCCCGACACCGCCCCUUCAGAAGCUCCAGAUCCAAGCUCUCCCGGCACUAAAGUUCCUGAAGUCCCCACCGAGGUACCACCAUCUCCAUUUCCUGAGAUGGAACCUCCAACCAAAGGUCCAGAGUUCCCAAUUCCAGGUCCUUCAGAGCUUCCCUCUUCCCGACCUUCGGAGAUGCCCGUCCCUUCGGUGCCAGUAGAGCUGCCAUCUCCUUCGCCUUCACCUGGUAUUUCACCAUCGCCAUCAGAAUUUCCUUCUCCGUCGCAAGUGCCACCUGAGUUCAACCCCAGGAUGACGAUGUUCACCGUCAGCGAUGAAGUCCCUCGAGGCCCACCCAUCCGACCUCCGAAUUCCGCCAUUAUCCCACCACCUGGUGUGCCUGUGCCCACUCCUCCCCCUCAGUCCCAGCCUGUGCUGCCGCCAGACGCAGCGCCUUCUAUUCCGAUUCCGAAUGUACAGAUUAGGCCCCCAGGGGAAGCGCCCUUGCCACCACCAGUGACUCCUCCGCAGACUCCAUCACCAGGGCCAUCAGGAAUUCCAGGGCCAGCCCCACCUCCAUUUCCAGGCGACACCCCGACUCCCAUGCCAACGCCAGGCCCCGGCCCUGGUCCUGGCAGCCCCCCUGGCCCUCCCACACCUGGCGACGUGCCGGGUGGAGUGCCCGACUUUCCUGGCCCAGGCAUCCCUUUGUAAUUGAGUUAGUCUGGCACGAAAGCUCACACAUGAUACAUUUUGUACUAUUCUUGACAUUUUAGUAUUAUGGUUUCAUCUUGUACAUCUUUCAAGUCUUUUUAGCCAAUUUCUCUGCUCCUUGUGUGCUCCGUGUCCUUGAUAGACUCCAACUAUUCUUGCUUGUGUUGCAUCUGUUCAGAAUCCCACGCUGCUUCCAAUCACUUAAGGUGAUAGCAAGAAGGUAGGUAGAGCAUCAAUAUCCUGGAGUGCAGUAAUAGUUAUUCUGAUCCGAUUUAAAGUGGUUUGCACAUUCUUCAGCUUAUUUCAUCAGAAUGCAGGUGCACGAAGCCCUUGAAUUCUUCAUGGGGCGCUUUACUGUUAGAGCUGCUACAAUAUCCCACCAUGGCCACUACCGUAACAUUUGUUACAAUGUUGCCGAAAUCUGUCUGGGCAGUAGUGUCUAGCUUUUACACGACCCUUGAAUCAUGACCUAUGGGUUGAAGUCGUAGCCUGAUUUUUCAAGCUGAAAAUUAGUUUUUGUUCCAGUACCCUCGAUGUAAUUGUAUUUCUUAACAUUCCCAGAGAUGCUCAAAAGUUUGCAAGAGUAUCACAAA
Messenger RNA from Physcomitrium patens, 1945 nucleotides. RefSeq lists its product as uncharacterized. The record is from RefSeq and is a predicted model, not a curated record. Lineage: Eukaryota; Viridiplantae; Streptophyta; Bryopsida; Funariales; Funariaceae.